Molecule: messenger RNA, 1980 nt
Organism: Erpetoichthys calabaricus (reedfish)
Lineage: Eukaryota; Metazoa; Chordata; Cladistia; Polypteriformes; Polypteridae
Gene: nr2e3
Product: nuclear receptor subfamily 2, group E, member 3
Exons: 8
Coding region: 530-1786 (418 amino acids)
Biological process (GO): anatomical structure development; positive regulation of transcription by RNA polymerase II; cell differentiation
Molecular function (GO): RNA polymerase II cis-regulatory region sequence-specific DNA binding; zinc ion binding; nuclear receptor activity
Source: RefSeq, a predicted model, not a curated record
GGAACAGGGAGAGAGGGAGAAAGGCAGACACAGAAGGAAACAGGCUAACAAGGUAGAAGAAGGGAAGACAAGCACUUUACCAACUCUUGCUCCAUCUUAGGUCUGAAGAAAUUUUAACAGAAGCUGUUUGCAGAGCUGUGAAGAAAAAAAUGAAAUAAGAAAAGAGAAACUCAGCAAAAUGUGUUUUUACGUGAAAAACGCUACCUGAAGACCACUUCCCUGACACCAGUGUGCCAUCUGCAAGUUCUUUCUCACAAUUUCUAAAGAACGCAUUCACUGGAACUGACUGAAAGACUGAGGGAAAACAGCUGUGAAAUGAAGAAAUGAAUCUCCUUUUAAAUAAACUUUUUCAUCUUCUUACAAGAAGAUUUUAAGUCUAAAGAGUCUAUCUCAAUACCGUAGAGACAGCAUAUGGACAGUUUUUAAGAAUACAUAUUGCUAAAAGUUUACACACCACUUGGAUUAGGUAACCAUUAAUUUAAUUUUGCUGCCGUUUCUCUCAAGUGCGUAACUUUAUUCACUCUGGGAAAUGGAAGAGGAUCUUUCAAGCAUUUCCAGUUUAUCCAACUCUCCGGCUGAUUCCAUAGUUACCAGCAGGAUGGAGGACAGCAGACCAGAUAAAAGCCCCGCCCCCUGCAAGGCCCUGAGCCCCGCCCUCCUGUGUAAAGUGUGUGGCGAUACGAGCAGCGGCAAACACUACGGAAUCUACGCCUGUAACGGCUGCAGCGGAUUCUUCAAGCGCAGCGUGCGUAGGAAGCUAAUUUACAGGUGCCAGGCUGGCACAGGAAUGUGCCCUGUAGACAAAGCACACCGUAACCAGUGCCAAGCAUGCCGGCUGAAGAAGUGCCUCCAGUCUGGCAUGAAUAAAGAUGCUGUCCAGAACGAGAGGCAGCCACGUAGCACGGCUCAGGUCAGACUGGACACAAUUGACGUGGACCCAGAGAAAGAGCAUCUGACAUCUGCAAGAGAGCCCACUUCAUCCUCCUGUCCAGCUGCACCACGACCCGUAAUUACUUCAUCCAUGUCUACACCAUCUCAACAUUCACUUAGUCCUCAGAACAAUCAUCGGUUCAUGGCCAGCCUCAUGACAGCAGAGACUUGUGCAAAACUUGAACCUGAAGAUGUGGAUGAAAACAUUGACGUGACAAGCAAUGAACCGGAACAGAACUCCUCUGAAUACCAGAUGUCUCUCUAUCCUUUAAACAGCCCAGAAAAUGUGUAUGAGACUUCUGCUCGACUCCUCUUCAUGGCUGUUAAGUGGGCAAAAAAUCUGCCGGUCUUCUCCAACUUGCCAUUUAGGGAUCAGGUCAUUCUACUUGAGGAAGCAUGGAGUGAGCUGUUCCUGCUGUGUGCCAUUCAGUGGUCUUUGCCUUUGGACAACUGUCCCUUACUGUCGGUGCCUGAACUUUCAGCUAACCUGCAGGGAAAGACCAACUUCUCAAGUGCUGACCUGCGUGUCCUCCAAGAGAUCUUCAGUCGCUUCAAAGCUCUUACCGUUGACCCGACAGAAUUUGCAUGUCUGAAGGCCAUUGUCCUUUUCAAACCAGAAACACGAGGCUUGAAAGACCCCGAACAAGUGGAGAACCUCCAAGACCAGUCCCAGGUGAUGCUAGGACAACAUAAUCGUACACACCACCCCUGCCAGCCUGUCAGGUUUGGGAAGCUCCUGCUGUUACUUCCUUCGCUGCGAUUUGUGAAUUCUGAAAGGAUAGAACUGCUCUUCUUCCAUAGGACAAUUGGCAAUACACCAAUGGAGAAGCUCCUGUGUGAUAUGUUCAAGAAUUAGUGGACAACACACUGCAUGAAGAAGAGGCCUUGGUGCCCAGAAGAAGAGAGAACUUCACUUUUCUUAGGCUGCGGGACCCUCAGCAGCACACACGACUGGACGGCUCCUGAAGACACACGACUGCCAUUUAUUACAUGUAAAGCGGGAUCACGCUUAGCAAUUCCCUCGACACCCUAAUUUAAUGGAGCUGUGAU